UAACCUUGACAUCGGAAAACCCUUAACCAGUUAACAUAUCCAAUCAUCAUGACUGUUUACAAUUAAUAUAUUAAUAUUUCUACUCACUAAAAGCAGCAUUGUGAAGAUUGAAGUUAGAAACAAUGGAAUUUUUACAGUAUAUUUUUAUAGUUAUUGUGAUGUUAUAUAACUCUGUUGGAGUAUCAUCAGAAAGUUGUCAACCCAUUGUGGAUUCUUUAAGGAAAUAUGGAUAUGUUUACACUUACAAUGGCAUCUGUUAUGUGUUUUUGAACCAUGAAAAAACUUGGGUUGAUGCUCGGCAUAGAUGCGAGGCAUGGGGAGGGGAUUUAGUGCAUAUACCAGAUCGAGGCACCAUGAAUUUUAUAAAAGGAGUAAUGGAUAAUCAGCUUCGUUGGAGAAAUAAUGGUGUGUGGAUAGGACUACAUAACAGAGGAUCUGGUGGAUGGCGUUGGACUACAGGUCAACCACAGACCUUCAACUACUGGGAUUCAGGACAACCUAGUAAAACUUUUGGAUUUAUUUCUUUUGAGGACUGUGCCUGUAUGAGGAGAGGGGACGGCUGGCGGUGGCAUGAUUACAUGUGUGAUAACGGAAUGUUUACAUACAAAUACAUCUGUCAGUUCCGUAUGUUACCUACAACAACAACUACAACAACUACAACCACAGCUAAACCAACCACCACCACCAUCACCACCACCACCAAAACAUCAACCAGUAUUGCAAGUUCUAGUACGGUGACAAGCGACAGUGUCAUGAACUUAUUUAAUCCUGUAUAUAACAAACCUACGGAGACCUCCACUGCCAAUACGGUUAAUGAUGUUAUUAUUAAAGGAUAUCCUGCAGAUUCAUCAAUAGGAAUCCAGGUUGCCAAAAAUAUAGAGAGGUCUCGCCAAGGUGAAGGUCUCAGUGAUGGCAGCAAAGGUGUUAUAAUAGGCCUAGUACUGGGUGGAUUUAUAGUUCUAGUUAUAGUGUGUAUGGGAUUUAUCCUGUUUAGAAGAAGGAGGAAAAGGAAGCGUGAAUCAGAUAACUUGGUCGUACAAUUUGAGAAUACAGACUACAUGCAGGGGUACACACAGGGUUACUCACCAGUGUCACAGAAUGAAGCAAAUGGCCACGUACCAAAUGGAACAAGACCAGAAAGUCACAUAUAUAUGGACACUAAUGAAAGGAAUAGAUUGUAUGAACAGAUGACGAAAGAAGUUGACCAUGGCGUCAAUAAUUAUGAUAAACUUAAACCUAAAGGAGCAUGUGCUGAGGCCACACAAGGGUACACUGACGAAUGUGAGGAAAGUGACAUUAAAAAAGAAAGAGUUAAUCUUCCUGAAGAAUCAGAUGGGUCUAAACUAAAUAAUGAUAAUGAAUAUAUUGAUAUGGCGGCAAACAGGCCAAAACUUACAAACUUGGAGGCAAAUACAAGACGUGUGGAAAAACAGAAUAAUUUACAACAAAGUCAGCCAUUAUACAGCAAUGAGAACUUCCAUAGAGAAAGAUUACAGACUCCCACCGAAGAUGAGUUGGAGAUCCUUGAUUAUGAAGAGAGCACACCAUUAGAUAAUGGGCAAUUAAAAGUGCUUGAUUACGAGGAGAGUACAACUAAAAAUGUUGACCCAUUAUACGAUACAAUUCAUUAAGGAAGACUUUUAUAGCAGAGACAUAAAUAUGGUCAAUUUCUUAAAGUAUUAAGGGGUGAAACUUGCCAAAAACUACACAGAUGUAAUAGAUAACAGAAUUCCCACCCAAAGAAAUAUGCAUAUUCAUAUAUAUCAUAAAAGCUGAUGUUAUUUAUGUUUAGAUAUUGGAGAAAAAUGACAUCAUAGCAAUGCGCUUCAAGUUCAGAAUAAGAUAUUGAAAGAAAAUUAGGAUUUUCAUUUCAGUCAAAAUGUAGUUUAUGAAUAUUACAUUUAGUGCACACAAGCAAGACUUUUUCUGUGUAAUUCCUUCAGAAAGGCGCUAAAUAUAUAGGCCAAAAAAGGGAUAUCUGUGAUGUGCUUGAAAUCACUUUCUAUCAAUCAUUGAGUUUUUUUCAGUGUACAUUUUGUAUUUAGAAUACACAAGAAUGUUAAGCAUAGCUUUGUAUUACAAACCAUUUGAUUUAAAAUUUAUGUAUGCCAAAUUUAAAAAUACAGGUAUAGAAUGUAAAAAUGUAUCUGGAAGGCUUUUCUUGGACUUUUGUUUCAUUCCUUGUCUUUGAUAUUACAGGUUGUCAAGUGAAACACAAAUUAUUUAAACAAGAUUGAUUAUACAAGAAACAUUACUGUAUAAUUCAUGCACUAACUGGAAAUCAGAUCUGUGUGACCCUGAUUGUUAGACAUAUUUUGUGACCCUGAUUGUUAGACAUAUUUCCCCAUUACUUACUAAAUAUCCAAAGUAACAAAUAUUCCUACGCAUUUUAUCUGAUUGGAAUGAAGAUCUUUUGUGUGCAUCUUUUUCUAACAAGGAUUUGAAAGAAUUUUAAAGGUAUGUAAUAUUACAGUAGAUUCCUAUGAACAUGAACAAUACUUCCGAACAGAAAGUACAAUGGAGCUUUGUCAGAUGUCACAUGAUCUAUAUUUUGAUCAGAUUACGACACUGCAUGUUGUUAUAUGUAGGUUGUCAACCUAUUUUAUUUUACACUUCAUGUUGUGGUUUAUACUGUUGUAUUGUUAUUUGUCAGUUGACCUCAUGUUGUUUUGCAUUUACAGUUAAUAACUUUUAAAGUGGCAUUCAUAAAUGCAUUGUUUUUUAAUUGUGUAUGUUAGUUAAUAAAAUAUCAAAGAAAUUGUUGGUAAAAUAACUUUUAAAGUGGCAUUGAUAUAAGCAUUUUUUUAAUUGUGUAUGUUGUUUAUAAAAAAAUCAAAGAAAUUAUCGGUAGAAAGUAAUUAUUAUUUUCUGUUUAAAUCAGUGCGGUUAAACUAAAUUUGAAUGCAUGUUUCACUUCACUGAUAUAUCACAUAAAAUCUGGUUAAACCCCAUCAGGGGUCACAUGCAAAUUACCUCAAGUUAACAAAUCAGUUUUAUUUUCUUUAAUAUUGAUGGUCCCUGUCUUUGGUCAGAUUAUGAUCUAUAAAAAUUGUUUUACAUUGUGUAUGUAUAUAUGUAUAUAGACUAUAAAUUCAUUGUAGAAAAGUAAAUACACAUUCCUGUAUACAUUGUGUAUAGUGCUAAAAUGUGUAUAAUAUGUAAUGUAAAUUUUGUCUUAUCUGACAUGUUUCCACAAAGUCUUUUCUUUAUAAAAAAAAUAUGUGUUAGUAUUAGAUAGUUAUGUAGCACUUUCAAAGUAAAUAUUAUUACUGUAACUUCAGAAUUUAUUACAUGCAUUUAUCAUUGCGAUUUUUGAAGAAUGGACAAAAAUGCUAGAUUAGUUAUUGUGAUUUCUGAAAAAUCUGCAUGCAAAUAGAUAUAUGUCAUGUAUGUAUCAGAUAUCAGAAUGCCAAGUUGCAUUAUUCACAUUAAUAAAAACAUUGCAAUAAUUUCUGAAUUUACAGUUGUUGAACCUAAAUAGUAAUCUCAUUUGCCAUGAAGUUUGUGAAUUAAAAUGUUUUUUAUUCACUAAAUCAGCAAAUUUAUUUUAAUCCAACUCUGUUUUAAGAUAUAAAGAAAAUUUAAAGUGACCCAAUAGCAAUAAUAAUAUAGCAACAAAUCUUCUAUCUUUAAUAAACAUUUAUUGACUAAUAAAACUAUGACACAUAUUAUUCUGUCAAAAGCACCUUGAUAAAUUUAAUUAUACUAUUUUUGCUGCUCUCUGAAUGAAGUUUUUGUCAAACUGAUCUCCAAAAUUUGUUUUGUUUUGAAGUAGAAUAUUUUAGCAAUAUUAAUUAUAAAAAAGUAUGAAGAUGAUGUUUGUAUAGAUUUAGGUGUUUUGAUUUUUGUAAUAUGGUAAUACAGUUGUCCUAUUUACAGAUUGGAGUAAGUGUGUACACCAAGUAAGGACUAUGACACAUGUAUAAAGCCUUCCAUCAGUGUUAGUUUGUUUCUAGUUGUAUUUAUUGAUUUUUUUUUUUAACUUUGUGCAAUAUUUUAUAUAGUUGUAUAGAAGAUUUUUAAUGUUGAUUAAACUAAACUUUAUUUUUGAAGCAAUUGUCCAGUAUCAUAAAUAAAAUUAGCUUGUUUACCCCUCUUAAUUAAACACUGCUUAAAAAAAUAAGCUUUUUAACCCCUUUUAAUUAAACACUGCUGAAAAAACAAGUUAAAAAAAGUAUUGAGUUAGAAGUUUUUAUCAUAAAAUGUACAAGAAAAAAAUGAUAUCAAAGGGCAGAUAAUUCCAAUAUUAUCUAUUUCUUUUUUCGCAACUAUUUCUGAUAUAUACACACAACAAUGUCAUUCUUGUAUAUAUCAUUUUAGAUGUUCCCAUGUCAUUGUGUAUUAAUCAGAUCAUUUAUUCAUUUGAUUAUUGUUUUAAAAACAAUCAAUUUAUAUGUGUGUGUGCAUGUGAAGAUAUUGUUAAAACAAAAUUAGAAUGGGAUGUACUACAUAAAAUGUAGCAUUAAGGUAAGCCUUAAAUAUUACAGUAAUAGUACUUUAAAGUAAGUUGAUUGUAGUUAGUACUGAAUUUUGAUGUCAGAGAUAAGUUUUCAAGCAAUUGAAUUGUUUAAUUUUAUGCAUUGACAUUUGUGUUCAGAAUUAGAUUUCCCUGGAAAUGCAGGCACAGAUUACCCUUGUUCAUGUGAUUAAUGUAUUUCUAUUAAAAUGAUUUUUUGUCGAGCCUUCGACUUUAGUCGAAAAAGCGAGACAUAGCGAUCCUACAUUCCGUCGGCGUCGUCGGCGGUGGCGGCGGCGGCGGCGUCCACAAAUAUUCACUCUGUGGUUAAAGUUUUUGAAAUUUUAAUAACUUUCUUAAACUAUCCUGGAUUUCUACCAAACUUGGACAGAAGCUUGUUUAUGAUCAUGAGAUAGUAUCCAGAAGUAAAUUUUGUAAAAAUAAAAUUCCAUUUUUUCCGUAUUUUACUUAUAAAUGGACUUAGUUUUUCUGCCGGGAAAUAUUACAUUCACUCUGUGGUUAAAGUUUUUAAAAUUUUAAUAACUUUCUUAAACUGUCCUAAGUUUGUACCAGACUUGGAGAGAAGCUUGUUUAUGAUCAUAAGAUAGUAUCCAGAAGUAAAUUUUGUAAAAAAAUAAAUCUAUUUUUGCUUUAUUAUACUUUUAAAUGGACUUAGAUUUUCUGCCAGGAAACAACACAUUCACUCUGUGGUUAAAGUUUUAAAAAUUUUAAUAACUUUCUUAUACUAUUUUGGAUUUGUACCAAACUUGGACAGAAGCUUGUUUAUGAUCAAAAGCUAGUAUCUAGAAGGAAAUUUUGUAAAAAAAUAAAUCCAUUUUUUCCGUAUUUUACUUUUAAAUGGACUUAGAUUUUCUGCCAGGAAACAACACAUUAACUCUGUGGUUUAAUUUUUUAAAAUUUUAAUAACUUUCUUCUACUAUUUUGGAUUUGUAUCAAACUUGGACAGAAGCUUGUUUAUGAUCAAAUGCUAGUAUCUAGAAGGAAAUUUUGUUUUCUUCCAGUUAACAUUCCAUUCAGCAUGUUCAGUCUGCAGUUAAAGUUUUUAAACAUUUAUUAGAUUCAUAAACUAUCCUGGAUUUUUACCAAACUUGGACAGAAGCUUCUUACAAUCAAAAGAUAGUAUCAAAAGGAAUAUUUUUUUAUUGAUUUACUUCCUCAUUUUUGUUGAGCCUGUGAUUAACAGAAAAAGUAGGCGAGACACUGGGUUCCGUGGAACCCUUACGAAUUUUUUUUUUUAGAAAACACUUUAAAAUAGAGUCUAUGUUGGGUUGUAUACACGAAAAAUCCACCUGUAUAUAUAAACUUAUCUGUAUAUUUCAAAUGAAUAACCACCACUGAGAACGUUUCUCUAAAAUCUACUUUUAUUAAACAAACAAAAAUUAUGUGCCAAAAUCCUUUCAAAUAAUACCUUUUAAUAAAACCUUGUUUUUCAAUACCAUAGUUUAAUUUACCACAAGAAUGUAUGGGAAAAUCCUGUAAUUGAUAUAUUAGGAAAAUACAGUAUUUAUAUUUGUUAUAAUAUCAUCAAAUAUUAGUAACAAAUAUUGGUCUUUAGUGAUAAGUUAAAACUCUUACAAUGCAAGAUCAAGAUGUCCCCUAGUAUCAGUUUCAUCUGAAAUCUUAGGUAUCAUGUCCUUGAAAAAGGAAUGUAAAAUGUUAAUUGUUUUAAGUAAAUCGAUUAAACUAAGCUUCUUAAAUGGAAUCCCAAUAUCAAGAUUACAACUUACUUUUGAUGUGUUAAUUUGAUUUGAUUCUUAUAAAAUAAAAGGUAAAACUAGUCACAUUUAAUUAUUGAAGCACAUAUAAUGUAUUGUACUUUUUCAUACAUAAAGUUAUACUUUUAAAGAUCCAAUAUGCGAAUUUGUGAAGGGUUCCUCACAUAAGUAGCCUAGUAGAUAGGAUUAUAUUGUGGCCUGAAAUAGUACUUUAAUGUGGCCUUUGAGUGUAACAGGAGGCAUUACUAUUGUAGACCUCGUGAUAGCAAGUCUAGUCAAACAAUAACACCUGUACCCUGCAAGGAUUGGGGGUGAUCCCUGGGGGUAUGUAGUGAUCCCAUUUAUUUAAAUCAUUGAUUUGACUUUUAAUAAGUCAAGAUUCUAUUCAUUGAGUUACUAUAUGUAUUGAUUAUUAAAAAGAGUUUUAAUUAUAUUUUAAAAUUUAAUCAGUUGUAUAAUUCUUUUACAAUCUCUUGUGGUUUUAUUAAUUUUACAAUAAAUAUAUUAUGCAUUUU
Messenger RNA from Mytilus californianus (California mussel), 6707 nucleotides. RefSeq lists its product as uncharacterized. NCBI's taxonomy places the organism in Eukaryota, Metazoa, Mollusca, Bivalvia, Mytilida, Mytilidae. The record is from RefSeq and is a predicted model, not a curated record. The transcript has 7 exons. The coding region runs from base 123 to 1631 and encodes 502 amino acids.